Messenger RNA from Dissoconium aciculare CBS 342.82, 791 nucleotides. Its product is annotated as epsilon subunit of F1F0-ATP synthase N-terminal domain-containing protein. Gene Ontology annotation, molecular function: proton-transporting ATP synthase activity, rotational mechanism. The record is from RefSeq and is a predicted model, not a curated record. The coding region runs from base 1 to 501 and encodes 166 amino acids. The transcript has 5 exons. Gene Ontology annotation, biological process: proton motive force-driven ATP synthesis. Lineage: Eukaryota; Fungi; Ascomycota; Dothideomycetes; Mycosphaerellales; Dissoconiaceae.
AUGAACUCACUUCGCAUUGCCCGCGUGGCGCUCAGCGCCCGCUCGUCGGCGCUCAGGACGACCACCAUGCUCAAGCGAUCCUACGCCGACGUUGCGCCCGACAAGAUCAAGUUGACUCUUGCCCUGCCGCACCAAGCCAUCUACAAAUCACAGGAUGUUGUCCAGGUCAACAUUCCCGCACAAUCUGGCGACAUGGGUGUCCUCGCCAACCACGUACCCGCCAUCGAGCAGUUGAAGCCCGGUCUCGUCGAGGUCAUUGAGGAGUCCGGAGGCAGCAAGCAGUUCUUCCUGUCCGGCGGUUUCGCGACUGUCCAGCCCAAUUCCGUACUCAGCAUCAACGCCGUUGAGGGAUACCCUCUUGAGGACUUCAGCGCCGAGGCUGUCCGAAACCAAAUCGCCGAAGCACAAAAGAUCGCCGGCGGUAGCGGAAGCGAGGCUGACAUUGCUGAGGCCAAGAUCGAGCUUGAGGUCCUCGAGAGCCUCCAGGCCCACUUGAAGUAAUCGUCUGGCGUAUGUAUGUACUGUAUACCAUCAAUUCCUUCGCCUUUAAGGUCAUAUGCGAUCGGAUAUAGAAAAGAAAAUCGACCUUCUUUCUGCCUUGUCUACAGAGCUCCAGGAUUUUGGUCUGUGAACGACAGCACCUGCCGCCGCUCUCCCGCGUUUGUGCUGCUAUUCGGGCAGUCGCACAUCAUUUGGGCCUUAUGUUGGGCCAGUCACGUCCUUUUCCUCGCUGUGUAUCGUUCUUGUCGAGCUUCAAAUCACAUCCCAGACAAAAGCUUGCUUCUUCCGCU